ACAAGCCCACAAAUUUUCUUAUUUCACUUCCUCUGAUGCUCCCACAAUUUUCUCCGGUCCCAAACACUCCCUAUAUCUUCGCAGAAGCUCCCAGCCGGACAAAAAAGGGAAAGGAAAUAGGCCGGCGAUGGCUACAAAAGCCCCGCAUUUCGUCGUCGAUCCCGCAUUGACGACAGCGUUAGCAACGGUAACGAAAGACGUUGACGGCAACGGGUUGAAGAGGAGUCGGAGUAGUGGUUCUUUCAGUGGGAGAAGAUUUUUCUUGUGUUUUAGAUCGGAAGAUAUGGAUGAAAACGAUGCGGUUGGACCGGACCGGUGUUUGAAGGGUGACGAACCGGUGUUCUCGUACGUUGUCCCGUCGGGACGCAAGGAAGGUGCGGUGUGUCGGAGGAUCCCAUCUAGUUUGAGUUUAUCUGAUGAGAAAGGCGGUGAGGUUCGCAGGAAAAAGAAAAGUGGUCACCGGAGAUUUUCGCGGGUUUUCAGAGCAGUUUUUUUUGAGACUUCGCUGGCGAAGAAGAUCAGAAGAAAAGUUGGGCAAAAGGACAAGCGGCAAAAGUCAAAAUCCGAAAACCCCUCGAGCGAAAACUCAACGCGGGACGGAUUUUCCGGCAACGAAAGUAGAAUAACCAACACUGAAGUUUCUUCAUCGUUAGAAGAUUCUUCUGCAAACACCUCAUCCUCGUCUGGGUCGUCUUCAUUUUCAUCAACCUCGAGAUUACCGGACCAAAACAGGGCUCUGCAGAGGCAAGAAACAUCGCAGAAGAAGAGAACUAGCGGGGAAUUUGAUCACAGUAAUCGCUUCUGUCUGGUUCUCGUCAGCCUCCUGGUUCUUAUCCUCUGGGGAAAAGUAUUUGCCAUUCUGUGCACUUCAACGUUGCUUUUUUUGGUGCCGCAGUUGAGUAAAUGCAGUGGAACUGAGUCGAAAGGAAAUCCGGCUGGAUUGUCGCCUCCGCCUCCGCCUCUGAUGGGCGUGGAGGAGCAGAAGAAGAAACAACGAUAACUUCAGAAGAAACCGCAAUUCUCCCAAUCUGCAAUAAUUUCAAUCCAUUGAAAUAGGUAGCUAAAAAUAAUAAAAAUGUUGAAGGAAAUCAAUGAUCACGAAGAAGCCAUUGUUGUAGUGUCAAGGAUUUCGUAAGAUGGUUUAGGGUCUUUCGGGUGCUCUGUUUUUCACCAUGUUUUUUUUUUUUUCUUCCUGAAGUAUACGAUGGCGGGUAUGUUGAUUGAGAUUGAUAACAGUUUCCAUUGAAUAGUAAAAAUUGAAAAUGGUAAGGUUAAAAAUAGAGAAAAAUUUGACAGGGAUGAUCAUUUAUCAUCAUCUUCUUUGCUUUGGUCUGAGUUUUCGAAGUUUCUCAGGCUUUCUAACCCCAUGCAUUUCUGUCAUUCACGGGCUUCUGAUGCCCAUUGAAAAAGGAAUUUUACA
Carica papaya (papaya) is the source of this 1420-nucleotide messenger RNA. RefSeq lists its product as uncharacterized. Lineage: Eukaryota; Viridiplantae; Streptophyta; Magnoliopsida; Brassicales; Caricaceae. The record is from RefSeq and is a predicted model, not a curated record.